AAAAUCACUCCUUCGCAAACACUCAACAAGCUCUUGUGCCAGUCACUCCUGCACUUCAAUAACCUCUCUCUCGUCGGACUCGACCACAAACGAAGCUCGACCGUCGAUUACUGCACCGUUCGCGACAGCGCGCACAUCGCAACCACAUAACACACACCGACCGCCAAACAUGGCAGAGGCUCAGGCGACUCCCACUUUCAAGCUCGUGCUUGUCGGUGACGGAGGUACUGGAAAGACCACAUUCGUCAAGCGCCAUUUGACCGGAGAGUUCGAAAAGAAGUACAUUGCAACACUUGGUGUCGAGGUCCACCCACUUGGCUUCACCACAAACCUGGGCCAGAUCCAGUUCGAUGUGUGGGACACCGCCGGUCAAGAGAAGUUCGGUGGUCUCCGUGAUGGAUACUACAUCAACGGUCAAUGCGGUAUCAUUAUGUUCGAUGUCACAUCUCGCAUUACCUACAAGAACGUGCCAAACUGGCACCGCGAUCUCGUCCGUGUUUGCGAAAACAUCCCGAUCGUUCUCACUGGAAACAAGGUCGAUGUGAAGGAGCGAAAGGUCAAGGCCAAGACUAUCACUUUCCACCGCAAGAAGAACCUCCAGUACUACGACAUCUCGGCCAAGUCCAACUACAACUUCGAGAAGCCAUUCCUGUGGCUCGCUCGCAAGCUCGUCGGCAACCAGUCUCUGGAAUUCGUCGCAGCACCAGCUCUCGCACCACCGGAGGUUUCGGUCGAUCCAGCCGCCAUGGAGCAGUACCAGAAGGAAAUGGCAGACGCGGCCAACAUGCCACUCCCAGACGAGGAGGACCCAGACUUGUAAAUACUGGGUACAAUCACAACUUACGAAGUCACGGCACGAUUAAGCAUCAGGUCAGGAUGGAGGUUGCACGUAAGCGGGACAGCGCACGCGCAAGACUGCCCGCAGCUGAGAUGGCAGCAAGGUCACACGGACCAGGCGACGGACAUGGCUUAGCGGUUGGUGUACUUUCUUCAUCCCUUGAGCAUUUCACGAUGGCAAUUUGCUACGGCAUGCCACUCCUCACGAACCUCUAGAGAGAGCGCGAGGACACUUGCAAAAAGCGAUGGCGUUCAACACAUGCUGAACUGCAUGAACUAGAUAGACGAACUAUACUGUAACGAAAAGCACGUUGAUGCAUUCGCAGGUCCCCCG
Messenger RNA from Cercospora beticola, 1171 nucleotides. Its product is annotated as Ran family GTP-binding nuclear protein. The record is from RefSeq and is a predicted model, not a curated record. NCBI's taxonomy places the organism in Eukaryota, Fungi, Ascomycota, Dothideomycetes, Mycosphaerellales, Mycosphaerellaceae. Gene Ontology annotation, cellular component: nucleus; cytoplasm. Gene Ontology annotation, molecular function: GTP binding; GTPase activity. Gene Ontology annotation, biological process: ribosomal subunit export from nucleus; protein import into nucleus.